GGCGGAGCCUUAGCUUCAGUCUCGCCUGCUGCCCGCUCCCCGGCGCCACCCUCGGGCCCCCGGCGCUGGGCGCUCCGCAUGGAGCGGGACUAGCUUGAGGAGUGGGCACAACCCCCUCCCGAUGCGUUAGUUCCCAGGUGGAGCUGCAUGUGAUAUAUGUUGGGUAAAGGAGGAAAACGGAAGUUUGAUGAGCAUGAAGAUGGGCUGGAAGGCAAAAUCCUGUCUCCCUCCGACGGUCCAUCCAAGGUGUCUUACACCUUACAGCGCCAGACUAUCUUCAACAUUUCCCUUAUGAAGCUCUACAACCACCGGCCCCUCACAGAGCCCAGCUUGCAGAAGACCGUGUUGAUCAACAACAUGCUGCGGCGCAUCCAGGAGGAGCUCAAGCAGGAAGGCAGCCUGCGGCCGGUGUUCGCCUGCCUCACCCCCGCCUCGCUGCUCGAGGACGACGAUGACACUUUUUGCACUUCCCCCGCCGUGCAGCCCGCGGCCCCCACCAAACUCUCCCCUCCAGCCCUCCCUCCGGAGAAGGACAGCUUCUCCUCGGCCUUGGACGAGAUCGAGGAGCUCUGUCCCACAUCUACCUCCACAGAGGCCGCGGUGGCAGCGACUGACAGCUCGAAAGGGGGCGCCAGCGAGUCGGGCGCCCCGAAACCCGAGGGGCUGCAAGAGGGUCGCCCCGACGACCCCAAACUGAUGGACUCUCUGCCCGGGAAUUUUGAAAUCACCACGUCCACGGGGUUUCUGACGGACCUGACCCUGGACGACAUCCUGUUUGCCGACAUCGACACGUCGAUGUAUGAUUUUGACCCCUGCACCUCCGCGUCCGGGACAGCCUCGAAGAUGGCCCCGGUGUCAGCCGACGACCUCCUCAAGACCCUCGCCCCCUACAGCAGCCAGCCCGUCGCCCCGAGUCAGCCUUUCAAAAUGGACCUCACCGAGCUGGACCACAUCAUGGAGGUGCUGGUGGGGUCCUAAUCCCGGGGACCCCGCGACUGUGCCCGCCCAGACCCUGCGAGUGUCCCCGCGCCCCCCGACAGCUCUCCGCACUGUGCAUGCACCCUUGCUUGCCUUUUUUUCAGAGAAAACGAACGUUUUACAAAAGGAUCACACUAGUUUUUGCUUUGAGCAGAGUUGGAGUGCCUUCAUCCAAGUAUGACCACUUUUAAUACGCUUUUUUGAGUGGUUCCUCAGAGACCUCCUACCCUGGAAUAGGAAAGAGUACAUUUGAAGACAAUGUUGCUAUAUCGAAUGGCAAAAAUAAACAGUUCAAGUGAAGCACAAGGAAUAAGUUGGGAAAGCUGUAAAUUGCAUGUGCAUAUUUGUCUAUUUUUUCUAUAAGUUUUAUUGCAAGAGGUAAAGAAAAAGU
Molecule: messenger RNA, 1369 nt
Organism: Miniopterus natalensis
Lineage: Eukaryota; Metazoa; Chordata; Mammalia; Chiroptera; Miniopteridae
Source: RefSeq, a predicted model, not a curated record